AUGAAUGUAAAACAAGGUGAGUUAAUGAUUGGUCAUUUGGAAGUUAAUCGUUUCCUUGAUCGUUUAGAUUUCAUGAAUAUGAACCAAGAAUGUUUGAAACGAAUGUCGAAAGUUUUGGCUAAUUGGCCAGAUGCUGAUGUUCGAACAGUACCCAAUGUGAUGUAUCAAGUGCGAUGUGGUAACGAUGAAAACGAUCCCGCCAUCGAAUAUCAGAUCAAUUGGUUUAUGAACUGUGUAGAAACAUUCAUACAUAAUCAUCGCCAUUCCUUCGACUCGUUAUGUUUGGAAGGUGAAUAUACUGAAAACAUUUGGGAAGUAGUGCAGGAUGAUUCGAUCAUUUAUGAAUUUCUUCGGCGAUCUGAUAAUACUUUUGAUGAACCGAAGAAGAUAUCCGGUCGUCUUUGUCACGUAAGAUCGAGACAUCAUUUCCCAAACAAUAUUCUGCACGUCGAUACGGGAUUAUUUCAUUCCAUUAACGCUAAAGAAGGAGAUAACACUGACGAUAAACGAGUGCUGACCUUCCUCACAAAACGAAAAUGCUCGUUCCUGCAAAAAAUGUGCGUGCUGAGUUCGUCACCAACCAUUGAUUCAUUAGAUGAUGACAUGCGAAUGGCGACGGAGAUGGAGCGCAAGGAAGUGUAUGAUAAGCUCAGAGAAACAAUUAUGACACGAUAUCACUAUUCGCAGUAA
Messenger RNA from Adineta ricciae, 690 nucleotides. The record is from the annotation of a GenBank genome assembly. Lineage: Eukaryota; Metazoa; Rotifera; Eurotatoria; Adinetida; Adinetidae.